AUGGCUUGCCUUAGAUUCCAGAAGCACAAGGCUCAGCGGGACCUGGCUUCCAGGACAUGGCCCUGCACUGCCCUGUUCUCUUUUCUCUUCAUCCCUGUCUUUUCCAAAGCGAUGUACGUGGCCCAGCCUGCCGUGGUGCUGGCCAGCAGCCGGGGAGUUGCCAGCUUUGUGUGUGAGUUUGUAUCAUCAGGCAAAGCUGCUGAGGUCCGGGUGACAGUGCUGCGGCAGGCCAACAGCCAGAUGACUGAAGUCUGUGCCACAACGUACAUGGCGGAGAAUGAAUUGACCUUCACAGAUGAUUCCACCUGCACUGGCACCUCCAGUGGAAACAAAAUGAACAUCACCCUCCAAGGGCUGAGGGCUAUGGACACGGGGCUCUACGUCUGCAAAGUGGAGCUCAUGUACCCGCCACCAUACUAUGUGGGCAUGGGCAAUGGAACCCAGAUUUAUGUCAUUGAUCCAGAACCAUGCCCUGAUUCUGACUUCCUCCUCUGGAUCCUUGCAGCAGUUAGUUCAGGGUUGUUUUUUUAUAGCUUCCUCAUCACAGCUGUUUCUUUGAGCAAAAUGCUAAAGAAAAGAAGCCCUCUUACAACAGGGGUCUAUGUGAAAAUGCCCCCAACAGAGCCAGAAUGUGAAAAGCAAUUUCAGCCUUAUUUUAUUCCCAUCAAUUGAGAGACAAUUAUGAAGAAGAAAGAAUAUAUUCUGAUAUCUAAGAGCUGAGGCAAUUUCAUUUUGCUAUCCAGCUAUUUUUAUUUGUGUGUAUUCUGGGGGGGGGGAAUUCAUCUCUCUUUAAUAUAAAGCUGGAUGCAGAGCCUACUUUAAGUGUACUACAAUUUAAAGCAAAGGAACAGGAAAGCAGAGCUGGGAUGUUUCUGUCACGUAGGAUCCAAUUUUAGUAAAAACAUCACUAAGGAGCAUUAUGGGGAUGCAGCAUUAUGAUGUGGGGUCAAGGAAAUAAGUUAGAGAAUGGCAUAGUCCCAAGAAAGGGAAGGAAGGAAGUGAGGGAGAAGACUAUGUUGUACGCAUCUUGUAUUUCCAUGUGAGGCAUUUAUAGCUAACGUGAUGUUUUCUAGUUAGAUUUUUAUGAGAUAUUAUUUUUCUUAACAAAUGUAUAAUUACAUGAAGACUUUAAAAAUACUCACAUGGCUAUGUUUUAGCCAGUGAUUCCAAAGGUUGUAUUGUGUGUGUGUGUGUGUGUGUGUGUGUGUGUGUGUGUGUAUACACACAGAUAUAAAUAAUUAUUUGAUAGUAUUGUGCAUGGGGGCCAUGUGUACUUUUGUGUAUUUGCUGGUGGUUUUAAUAUAAACACUAUAAGGCAGUGUCUUCCCACCAUGGGUUCCAGGGAAGUUUUGUGGAAGAGCUCAGGACACUAAUACACCAGGUAGAAUAUAGGUCACUUGCUGGCUUGGAAACUGGAGGAGGUCAUGGCUGUACUCAGCAGUGGUGAAUUACACUGACUUGGUGUUGCAAUGGGCUUUGGAACUUUUAUGCCAGCUCCUUUCAAUGGUUUACAAAGAACUCAGAGAACGCUGUUGUCAAGACAACGAUACAGUCCAGGAAACCUGUAGGUCUGACCUUGUAGGAAGCUCCAGUUCCAUGCAAACACAUGAUGAAUGCCCAGGGCAGAAGAAAGUGGCAGGUGACAGAAUGGGGUGCAUUAAGGUUUCUGAAAACUAACACUGUUGGUGUUUUAUAAACUCAAUAUUUUCCAUGAAAA
Messenger RNA from Tupaia belangeri chinensis (Chinese tree shrew), 1717 nucleotides. It is a transcript of the gene CTLA4, whose product is annotated as cytotoxic T-lymphocyte associated protein 4. NCBI's taxonomy places the organism in Eukaryota, Metazoa, Chordata, Mammalia, Scandentia, Tupaiidae. The transcript is spliced from 4 exons. Gene Ontology annotation, biological process: B cell receptor signaling pathway; negative regulation of regulatory T cell differentiation; T cell receptor signaling pathway. The coding region runs from base 1 to 672 and encodes 223 amino acids. The record is from RefSeq and is a predicted model, not a curated record. Gene Ontology annotation, cellular component: membrane; external side of plasma membrane.